Molecule: messenger RNA, 997 nt
Organism: Bubalus bubalis (water buffalo)
Lineage: Eukaryota; Metazoa; Chordata; Mammalia; Artiodactyla; Bovidae
Product: olfactory receptor 5-like
Exons: 1
Coding region: 1-939 (312 amino acids)
Biological process (GO): G protein-coupled receptor signaling pathway
Cellular component (GO): membrane
Molecular function (GO): G protein-coupled receptor activity; olfactory receptor activity
Source: RefSeq, a predicted model, not a curated record
AUGGAGAUAUCCCUGGAGUUGGGCAACAUGACGAGGGUCCAGGAAUUCAUCUUGCUGGGCUUGUCUACGAGCCCAGAAACAAGGGAAGUCCUGUUUGCCGUCUUCCUGACCCUCUACCUGCUGACCCUCCUGGAGAACGCCCUCAUCGUCUUCCUCGUCUGCAGCCACACCGAGCUCCACAAGCCCAUGUACUUCUUCCUGGGCAACCUCAGCUGCCUGGAGAUGUGCUACGUGUCGGUGACCAUGCCCAGCCUGCUCGUGGGGCUUUGGAUAGGACCCUACCAUGUGCCCUUCACAGCCUGCAUGACCCAACUCUUCUUCUUCAUCGUCCUCAUCUGCACAGAGUGUACCCUCCUGGCCUCCAUGGCCUAUGACCGCUACGUGGCCAUCUGCCACCCACUGCACUACCCGCUGCUCAUGCGGCCCCAGGUCUGCCUGGGCUUGGCUGGGACUUCAUGGCUUGGUGGGCUGCUGGUCUCGGUGGCCAAGACAACAUGCAUCGCCAGCCUGUCCUACUGUGGCCCCAAUGUCCUCAACCAAUUUUUCUGUGAUGUCUCCCCACUGCUCAACCUGUCCUGCACCCAUGUGGCCCUGACCGAGCUGGUGGACUUCCUCUCGGCCAUCGUCAUCUUCUGCGGGACGCUGCUGGUCUCCCUGGCCUCCUACUCGGCCAUCGGGGUGACGGUGUUCCGCAUGCCUUCGGCCGCUGCCCGGCGCAAGGCCUUCUCCACCUGCGCCUCCCACCUAGUGGUGGUGGGCAUCUUCUACUCGGCAGCCCUCUUCAUCUACUGCCACCCCAGCCGCAUCAGAUCCAUGGACCUCAACAAGGUGCUGUCGGUCAUCUACACGGUGGCCACGCCCAUGUGCAAUCCAGUCAUCUACUGCCUGCGGAACAGGGAGGUCCACGCAGCCCUGCUCAGAACUCUCCGCUGGACUUGAUCCUGGCCUUGGGACAUUAACAGCAUCCCUCCUAAUUUACAUUUUCUCAUGCCUUGAA